Crotalus tigris (Tiger rattlesnake) is the source of this 4171-nucleotide messenger RNA. It is a transcript of the gene WDR64, whose product is annotated as WD repeat domain 64. The coding region runs from base 45 to 3221 and encodes 1058 amino acids. Lineage: Eukaryota; Metazoa; Chordata; Lepidosauria; Squamata; Viperidae. The record is from RefSeq and is a predicted model, not a curated record. The transcript has 28 exons. Gene Ontology annotation, molecular function: protein binding.
GCAUUAUCAAAAUUAUUUUAUCUUUUCCCCUUUUAAUUGUCAGAAUGGCAUUGCAGGUUGUGGGAGCUCUGCGUUUUUACAGAGGCCAGGGUUCAGUAGCUGUGAUGUCCAGAAGAAAGAUUUACAAAGAUGAUCCACCUGACCUACUAGAUGGACUCUUCUUUAAAAGAUCCUUGCAGCUGUUUAAGCAACUAGUUGACAAAACAGUUGCUCAGAAAAGGGAGCAAAGAUUAGGCCUGCCUGUAAAGGAUUCUGAAGAAAUUGAUUAUGACAAAUUCUUUGAUGCAGUAAAGAGUCUUUUUGGUCCAGAUGUGAAAGCCCAAGAUGUUAAAACCUUCUAUAGGAAGAUUAGCAACAACCCAGAUGGGAAGACAGAAUGGUGUGAGAUAUUUGGCUACUACAUGGUGGAAGGCGAUAUUCUUGCUGCCCAGCUUGAUGAAGAAAAUAUGGUUUUCCUGAUAUCCAAAAAGCAGCGGAUUGCAAAAACAGGAGUCAAGAGAAGUGAUGUAAUAAGAUGCAUGGUAAAAAUAUCUCAACUUGAUUUUUUGCUAACAGCAUCUCAGAGGGGAAUGUUGUCUAUUUUUUCUGGCCAGAUGCGAAUACUAGCAAGCACCAGCAUCCCAGACAGUUCGUGGAUCACCGGAUGUGACUAUCUUGGUCAACUGAAGCGUGUUGUUGGCGUGACAGAAAGAACUAUCGUCAUAUGGGAUUAUAAAACACAAGGGAGUGCCCUGGAUAACUGCUGUAUAAUAAAGCCUAUGGAACAUUGCCUCCUCUCUGUUUCUGCCAUUCCUCACCCAUCAGAACUUCUAGUGAAGGAUGACAUCUUGCUGGGGGAUGAUGGUGGAUAUGUUACUUUGUUUACACUUACCAGUGAUGACUUUGGUCUAAAACAGACUAAAUCUAAAAAGAAACUGCACAUGCUGAUAAUAGAUUCUAAGAAAUUCAAGAGCAUUAAACGUAAACUGCAUGAUGACUGGGUUAUAAAAGUAAAAUACAUUCCAGCUUUGAACUGUUUUGGAUCCUGUUCAUUGGAUAGCAUUCAUUCAUUGGUUUUGGAUGACCUGAAAAGACUUGAAGACAAUUUGCCUGUCAGGGAAUUUUCGGUACUGAGAGGAGUUAACGCUUUCACGUAUUGUGCAAAAGCCAAUAUCAUUGUUACAGGAGGAGAAGAUAAGAUUCUUCGUUUAUGGCAUCCAAACAUCAACACCAAGCCAGUGGGGAAAUUGAUGGGACAUUUAUUUAGUAUCACAGAGAUUGUCACCAAUGAAAAGGAUCAACAUAUUAUCAGUCUUUCUACUGCAAAGAUUUUCAGAGUGUGGGAUAUCCAGACUCUUUCACUGAUGCAAGUGUUCCAUGACGUUCAAGGAGCACACAGAGAGUCACAAAUUUUUGCUAUGGCAUUUGAUAAUAAUCAUGGAACACUUAUUACAGGAUCAUCCGUCAUUGAUAUUUAUCCUCUCACUCGGAUGAUACAAGAUACUAAGCAAGUCCCCCAGACCCAUGAAAGGAGCAUCAAUGUGCUGGUUUACAACAAAGUUUUUCACCAAAUUCUUAGUAUCUGUUCUGAGUCUAUAGUAAAAGUCUGGGAAUUGGAAACAGGACAGCUAAUAUACCAGAUUGAAGAUGCCCAUGGGCCAGGAGUGGAGUUGACAUGUGCAGCAGUUGAUAAAAAUGGAUUUCAUCUUGCUACUGGAGCAUGUGAUGGAACUGUGAAAGUAUGGGAUUUUGGAAGUGGGCAGGUACUUAAAAUUUUGCCCUUAGACAAGGAAAUCACAGUCAAUGAACAUUGGCUGAUGCAGAUGGUGUACCUGAAAGCCAGUGAGAGUAAGCAUGUGAUCCUAGUCUUGGAAUACAGUGGGAGGAUCAAAAUUGUUCAGGCUAAUCAAGGUGAAACUUACAUGUCCAUAACUUGGAAACUUCCUGAAGCUGUGUCAUUUGCUUUACAAGGCUAUCCACUCAUUUCCCUUAAACUGUCUCCCAAUGUCAAAAAAAAUAAUGGUUUUUUUCCAGACGUUGAACUAUUGCUUGAUACAGAUCUCACAAACUCAAAUGCUGAGCUACCUCCUAGGAUUGAAGUAAAGUGCUUUGAUUUGUUAAAAGUAGAAGGUUACAGUUUGUUAGCUACUGCAAGUGCAAAUGGUUCUAUCAUCAUGUGGGAUUUUGAAGCUGCCACAGCCAGACACAUAUUCAAAACUCAACAUGCUAUUCACUCAGAUAGAUCCAAAUUACUUAAAAUCAACUGGUUACUAUUCCUGUAUCGAGAUACUAUGUCAGAGAGGCAUGCAAGUGAAUGUUCCACCUUUUCAGAAGCACGUUGGGAGGAUAUUCCUACACAGGAAGUAGAAGAGAAUACUUCAGUGUUAAAGAUGAAUAGCAUUAUAAGACAAUCUGUUGGUGCAACAACUCUUUCAGAAAUAAAGCUUCCAGAUUCUUCCACAAGCAAAGGAGCAAUACCCAAUGUAUUAUCAGUUGGAAAACAUGAUUAUCUUUCUAUACCCGUACUUGCCUCAGCACAUGAAAAUGGUUUCAUUUAUCUAUGGAGCAUUAUGGGAGAUCUACUGAAAGAAAUUCUGCCUUACACAAAACAUCCUCCAAUUCCUUUGACAGCACUUUGUGCUGAUGGGGCUGUUGAAAUGCUUUUCGCUGCUAACAAAGAGGGAAAUGUUAUUCGAUGGAACAUUGGCUCAUUCCUACAAGAUCCAAAAGAUCCAAGCAGGCAUGUAAAGCAACAAAUUUGUUGGCGGGCUCAUUCUGCUAAAAUAGUCAAUCUAUCUUGUGAUGAUGAAAAAUGCCUAGUGAUGACUGCAUCCACUGAUGGUUCUGUCAGACUUUGGCAUUCAAUUCGUGGAAUCUACUUUGGCUAUUUUGGACAGCGCCGAGUGUUUGAAAUUACUGAAUCCUCUGAUAUAAUUUUGCCCUGUGAUGUAAAUGAAAUUCCAUUCACAAUAAAAGAAGAAUCCAAGUUUAUGGAUAAAAAGCAGAAGUUUGAAUACCCUCUGUUUUUUGACAGGGAAAAAUGGAAGACUCUGACCAAAUCAUCUUUAAACUUGAGAAAGCCUAGCCGACAUGACGUUGAUCUGGAUUUUAAGUUUUUCAAGGCCCUGGCUUCUCCCAAGGUCAAUAAAUCCCCCUUGGAAAGUUUCAAAUCUGGAAACAAAGAAGCUGGUAUUGUAUUUGGAGCUAUACCAAUCUAUAGGGUACCCAUGGAGCCAUCUUGAAUUACGUUCCUUAACACCGUAUUUCCCCGAAAAUAAGAUCGGGACUUAUAUUAAUUUUUACUCCAAAAGACACAUUAGGGCUUAUUUUCGGAUGAUGUCUUAUUUUUUCAUGUACAACUAUCUACAUUUAUUCAAAUAAAUAAUAUCAAUAAUAUUAUUUAUUUAUAUAUUAAUAUUAUUAUUUUAUAAUUCAAUAUGUCCAUUGUGUGGUGCAACAAAUGUACUAAAUGCAUCCGUCUGGCUGAUGAUCUUAACUGGGGUUUAUUUUGGGGAUAGGGCUUAUAUUAUGAGCAUCCUGAAAAAUCAUGCUAGAGCUUAUUUUCCAGUUAGGACUUAUUUUCGGGAAAUACAGUACUAACUGCUGCUGAUUGCUACCACUAUUAGCAUCAUUAUCAUUUGAGAGAAAGUGUAAAACCUGAUCAUGCAUUUUAGCAAAUUCUGAUGAUUAGGUACAUUACAAUUUGUUGACACCUUUCAAAGGUACUUUGCAAACUGCAUCUUAGGUUUUUAGAGCAACAGUUUGUGAACCUCUGAUGUGAUUAAUAGUUGAAAAUGAAUAAUUAAGAGAACACAGUAGCUUAAAAUAGAGAUCAGAAUAAAAUUGCUUCUUAGCUCUUUAAAAGCAAUCAAUACUGUUUUAUUAAGCACAGCAAAAAAAAAAACACCUCACAUUUAAACCAUAGUGUUUUAUAGCAAAAGACUAGUCUUUGUAACUUUUUGCAACUUAAAAAUCUUCCCACAUGCAUCUUGGCUUAGAUAUAAAAGCAUAGCUUCACUAGCAGAAAGCCCUAAAAGAUAAAAACUUCUUGCAGUCAAGCUAAAGUCCUGCUGAGUUAAUGGAUGAACCUUUUUUGGAUAUAGUAGUUUUCUGACUUCCUAGUUUAAACUACAGCCCUAGCACCUAAAUUUCCUGGUAGUCAGUCAUUGACAAAGUACAGAGUAACUCUAAU